Branchiostoma belcheri (Belcher's lancelet) is the source of this 2055-nucleotide messenger RNA. Its product is annotated as deoxyribodipyrimidine photo-lyase-like. The record is from RefSeq and is a predicted model, not a curated record. Gene Ontology annotation, biological process: DNA repair. Gene Ontology annotation, molecular function: deoxyribodipyrimidine photo-lyase activity. Lineage: Eukaryota; Metazoa; Chordata; Leptocardii; Amphioxiformes; Branchiostomatidae. The coding region runs from base 125 to 1948 and encodes 607 amino acids. The transcript is spliced from 11 exons.
ACUGAUUAGCAUACGGGAACAGCUGUUUGGCGCGAACCGGACUAGGGGAGCUCCGUGCCGUGGAGCUUGUUCAAAGUGCACGUACCUCGGUAACAUCAUUUGAGGACUGCUCAAGAAGGCAUCAAUGCGUGUAACGUUACAGUGCCUCGUCUUAGGUUUGUCAGCAAAGUCAGUCUUGCAGCCCAACAACAUUCUGUACAGAACUUCAUCUUCAUCCUCAACUUUCUUAUCCUCCAAGAAAAGCACUCUUGCCCUUCCCAAGACAUCCAUCGCUGUGUCUUCAAGAAAUAUGUCUGAAGGUGGAUCCUGGACACCCUCCUGGUACAAAGAUAGUUGGGGUGGCAAUCAACGCGGGGGACGCAAUCAGCGAGGCGCACACAACCGAGGCGGCGGACGUAACCAACGCGGGGGAUACAAACCUUACAACCAGCGUACCCACCAACCCACCGGCGGACCUUCCAAAAUGACGAAGGUUGACUCAGGAAGUAUCAGUUUAGCAGCUGGGAGUAAAGACUUCCUGGAGCAGAUUGCUGACCAGAGGAGGAGGGUUUGUUCCUCGGUUAUGGAGUUCAACUUCAACGAGAGAAGAUGUCGGAAGCUGAGUGUGAACCGGGAGUUCAAACCAGACUGUGGAGGGAUUGUUUACUGGAUGUCACGGGAUCAGAGAGUUCAAGAUAACUGGGCCCUGCUGUAUGCCCAGCGGCUGGCCCUGACACACCAGCUCCCCCUGUACGUGUGCUUCUGUCUGGUACCCAAGUUCCUGGAGGCAAACAUCCGACAUUACGGCUUCAUGCUGAAGGGACUGGAGGAAGUGGAGAAGGAACUACAAACUUUAGACAUCAGUUUCAACUUACUGACUGGUUACGCUGUAGACGUCCUGCCCCAGUUUGUGAGUGAGAUGAACAUCGGAGGGGUGGUGACUGACUUCUCCCCCCUCAGGACCCCCCUGAAAUGGGUCCGCGACGUCACCGCUAAACUUCCCAGGGACGUCACCUUUGUCCAGGUUGAUGCACACAACAUUGUACCAUGUUGGGAGACCUCAGAUAAGCAGGAGCACAGAGCCUACAUCAUCCGAGGGAAGAUCAUGGACAAACUCCCAACCUACCUCACCGAGUUUCCUCCAGUGUGCAAACACCCUCAUCCUUCAACAUCUAAACUUCAGCCAGUAGACUGGGUUUCCACCAAGGUCAGCCUGCAGGUGGACAGGACUGUUGCCGAGGUAACCUGGGCCACGCCCGGCUCCGUGGGGGGUCUGCGUCAGCUGGAGCUGUUCUGUAGGGAGAGGCUGGAGGUGUACGCUGCCGACAGGAACAAACCUGACCACAAGGCUCAGAGUGACCUCUCACCAUGGUACCAUUUUGGCCAUGUAUCGGUACAGAGAUCUAUCCUGACUGUACAACAGUUUGAGGACCGGUACAAGCAGUCUGUGGAGAAGUACAUCGAUGAAGCUGUCAUCUGGAGGGAGAUGGCAGAAAACUCAGCUUUCUACAACCCUGACAAAUAUGAUUCUCUUUUAGGUGCGCCAGACUGGGCCCAGAAGACGUUACGUGACCACGCAGGUGACAAGAGACAGUACAUUUACAGCCGUGAGCAGCUGGAACAGGCCAGGACACAUGACGACCUCUGGAAUGCUGCACAGAUCCAGAUGGUUCGAGAAGGGAAGAUGCACGGGUUCCUGCGUAUGUACUGGGCCAAAAUGAUCCUGGAGUGGACACCCUCUCCUGAAGUCGCCCUACAGGAGGCUAUCUACCUCAAUGACAAGUAUAACCUGGAUGGAAGGGACCCCAACGGAUAUGCUGGUUGUAUGUGGGCCAUAGGUGGACUCCACGACCGUGACUUUCAAGAACGUCCAAUCUACGGGAAAAUCCGCUUCAUGUCGUACUUUGCAUCCAAACGCAAGUUUGAUGUACCAGGGUUUGUGAAAAGAUAUGGAGCGAAGGCAUACUGAAACUACUGCAAUGAUAAGAGAUGGGAUCGUGAUGGGAUUGUGAAGAAAAUAGAAGGAACUUGCAAUUGUCAGUUGUUAUUAUACUGUAGAUGGGUACUUUUAGAUUA